Pongo pygmaeus (Bornean orangutan) is the source of this 9175-nucleotide messenger RNA. RefSeq names its product neuroblastoma breakpoint family member 3-like. NCBI's taxonomy places the organism in Eukaryota, Metazoa, Chordata, Mammalia, Primates, Hominidae. The transcript has 30 exons. Bases 4305 to 7664 code for a protein of 1119 amino acids. The record is from RefSeq and is a predicted model, not a curated record.
UUGAUGUGCUCAGGGAGACUGAAAGAAAGGGGUAUACCAGGAUUAGUGCUGCAGGGUCAGAGCUAAUGACACAAGCUUCUCUCCUCAGGCCUAUUCAUUUGAGAUGCAUCUCAGGCACUUAAGCACAGCAGUGCUAAGUUAGUACCAAUUAUAUACAUACACACAUAAAUAUAUAAAACCAUAUAAUUAUUACAUAUGUAAAUAUAAAUUGUACCAAUAAAAUCAACAUCAAGCUUGUUUUUAAUCAUUCAUUCAAAAUACAUUGAACAGCUACUGUGCAAAGUCUUGGGACUGUUUAGAAACUUAAGACAAAAAUAUUGGGCCUGUAGUCCCAGGAGAAGCCUAGGCAGGAGGAUGGCUUGAAUUAAGGAGUCCAAGUCCAGCCUGGGCAGCAUAGUGAGACUCAGUCUUUUUUUUUUUUUUUUUUUUUUUUCUUUUUCUGAGACGGAGUCUCACUCUGUCGCCCAGGCUGGAGUGCAGUGGCACAAUUUCGGCUCACUGCAACCUCCACCUCCCAGGUUCAAACGAUUCUCCUGCCUUAGCCUCCUGAGUAACUGGGAUUACAGGCACGUGCCACCAUACCUGGCUAAUUAUGUAUUUUUAGUAGAGAUGGGGUUUCACCGUGUUGGCCAGGCUGGUCUCAAACUCCUGACCUCAAGUGAUCCACCCACCUUGGCCUACCAAAGUGUUGGGAUUACAGGCAUGAGCCACCGUGCCCGGCUGAGACUCAGUCUUUAAAAUAAUGACAUAAAAUAAAAACAUAAACCUCAAACAAAAAGACAAACUAUGAUUUCAAUCAUUGUGAAGCUCUUGAUCUAGUAGAUGAUAUAUAUAUAGAUAUAUACCAAAUAUAUAUAUACAUAUCUGUCUAUAUAUAGAUAUAUACAUGUACCAAAAAUACUAUAAUUUCAGAGAAGUGCUAUAGGGUCUAAUGUUUAACAACUGCUGGCAUUUGACUGAUGGUGUUUAAAGCUCUUCCCCCAUUUUCCAGGGGUAUAAAUUGAGGCAAGUUAUUUGGUAUUUACUACAUUUUGGCUUUUUCAUAUGCAAGGGGGUUGUGAUAAUAAUACCUACCCCAUGAGGACGGUAUGAGGACUAAACAAAAUCGUGUAUGUAUAGCCUUGGCCAAUGCCCAUAGACACUGAGUACCCAACUAGGUGUUAGCUAGUAGAUUUUAAAUUUGUAUUUAUUCUUAUAGUUUUUAAGGUAAAAUUUACAUUCAUUGAAAUGUUAACUGUAUGUUUUUUGACAAAUGAAUACACUUAUAUAACUCAUAUCCCUAUCAAGACAGAGACCAUUUUUACCACCCAGAAAUUUCUCUCAUGUACCUUCCCAGUCAAUCCCCUGCCAGAGGGAACCACUGUUAGGUUUUUCAACCACAGAUUAAUUUUCCCCUUUCUAGAAUUUCAAAUAAAUGGGAAGGUAUGUGCUCUUUUGUGUCAUUUAUCUUCACAGACUUUAAAAAAGUUACAAUUUUAAACCUUUUGGGCAUUUAGUAAAAAUCUCCUUCCCACCAGUAGCCACCAGUCACCAGUCUUCAUUUCUCUCUCUCUGUUUUUGAGAUAGGAUCUUGCUCUGUCAUCCAGGCUGGAGUGCAGUGGCAUGAUCAUGCCUCACUGCAGCCUCAACCUUCUGAGCUCAAGCAAUCCUCCCACCUCAGCCUCCCAAAUAGCUGGGACUACAGGUGCCCACCAUCACGCCUGGCCAAUUUUGCUUGUAUUUUAUGUAGAGACAGGGUCUCACCAAGUUGCCCAGGUUAGUCUCAAACUCCUGAGCUCAAAUGAUCUGCGGGCCUUGGCCUCCCAAAGUGCUUGGAUUACAGGCAUGAGCCACUGUGCCUGGCUCAGUCUUCCUCUCUUGAAGCAACCAAUGUUAUUAGUUUUAUGUGGGCCAUCCUAUGGCUUAUCAUUAUUAAUUCAGGUGUUUAUACAAGGCUCUUUGAGAGCUCAGUUUUAAAGGUUACCCAAAGCAUCCUAUGACAACUCAGCCUAAAACGAUAUAAAAUCAGUUUUAAUAUAACUGAAGUUUCUACAUUCUGACUCCAAAUGUCAGAUUGUGACAUUUUAUCUUUCUCUGACUUUAUGUCAAAUUUCCUUCAACUUCUAGCAUCUAUCAUUCUCAUUUAUGAGCAAAUAUGUAUUUAACAAAUGUGGAAAUACAAAUCAUGAGCCAAACCAAAUCCUGGGCUUACGUAGCCGGUAGUAAAAAAAUUCACCAAAAUAACCACCCGAUUACAGUUUCAUGCAAUGUGAUAGGAGUAAGGGACCACCAUAGGGAGGUCAGAAGGUGCUUUCCAGAGGUGGAGACUACAGCUGUUCUCAGAAAGAUAGGGGUUAGAAGAACCUUCCAGGCACAGAGCAAAGCAUGAGCAAAAGCUCUGUGGAGGCCAGGAAGCUGGUAAAUAGGGAAUAAAAGAGGCCAGUUUGGCUGGAGCAGAGAGAGCAGAAUGGAAUUGGUCUGAGUAGUGAGAAGAGAUGAAGAAGUGGGCAAGGAGCCUGGCCAUUCGGGGCUUGGUUAGGAGGUUUUGUCUAAGAGAAUGGGAAGGUGUUUAAGUGCUUUAGGCUGGGAAGUGACACGGUCACAUUAUAUUUUGAAAAAGCCACUCUGCCUGUUGUGUUGAGAUUAGAGAGGCCAUAAAGGGGAUAUGGGUAAACCACAAGAAGACUAGGUCAGUAGUCCCUCCACCCUCACUCCCCAGGUGAAGGUAGCCUAGACUAGGGUGGUGAUGGAGGAGACAGAAGAGGACAGAUUCAAGGAAAAUUUGGAAGGUAAAAACCAGUAGGAUUUGCUGACGGAUGGAGUAUAGGAGGGGAGAGGUAGAUUAUCAGGAAUGUAUCUUAGUUUUCUUAUACAAGAUAGACUCAGUUGCAAUGAAAUUGUUAAUCGAAAUUGACUUUAAAUAAUGGCAUGACCUAAAGUUAUGCAAACAUUUGCCUUAGAUAAAAUAUCAAGUUUUCAAAGUUUUUAGCUGGGUGGAUGGCAUGGCUUUACUUCUAUUUCUUGGUAUUCUAAUCCUGUUGAAAAAAAAGUUUUUCUUUUUCUCAAAGGCUUAUUUCAAUGGAAGCCCAUCUGCAAAAUCUGUUAUAAAUUUAAAUUAGAAAAUAACUACAAGUGCCAUUGACAGGUUGGUUAUUGUUUUUGCGAGUGACCUAAGGCCCCCUCUGGGGGAGCUGGGGGCUCUUCUGAAGCCUGCGGGACUGCACCGGGUGCUCGUGCCUGGAAGUCAGACUCGGGGGCGGUGCGGCAGCGCGAGGCCUGCGGUCCUAAGCGCGGGGUCGCUCCGGGCCCCCAAGGGGGUGUGUCUCCUGCCUCUUUAACCUGGCAGGGGCUGUUCAAGUGGCCAGGGAAACCAGCGAUUUGGAGGGUCGAGGGCUGAUGUUUUGAAAAAGAGACGGAGGGAAGAGAGGGAUUUCCCCGUCCCCGCUGCACUCGGUGUCUCCAGGCUGGUGAUGGGCAAGCCAGGUGUGCCAGGUCCAGGAUGCACAUGAGGAGCGUUUGUAGCCAUCACUGAAUCACCUCCUGACUAGCGGGGCAAACCUCAAAUGAACCGCAGGAUUUCGGGCAAUCUGAAGGCAAAUCCUGUUUAGACCCAGACGAAGGUUCCUGGUGACCCAGGCUCUCACCAGCCAAUUGUCCUUUGCCGUCCUCCUGAGGGUGUCUGGAGUUUCAGCGCUGUGUGCUCUUGGCCUCCACGCUGGGGAUGCCACUGACUCCCACUGUCCAGAGCUUCCAGUGGAUUCUCCGAGGCCCUGAUGUAGAAACUUCCCCAUUCGGUGCACCAAGAGCAGCCUCACAUGGUGUGGGCCAACAUCAAGAGCUGCCAGAUCCAACAGCAAGAUGGCCAAUCUUUCCUAAGCUGCUCGCCUUACAAGAAAAAGAAUCGUACUGCUAAGAAUUCAAACUUCAGCAGUCAUGGGGAGUCUUGGGAGGAGCCCGAGUCACUGAUGGAAUUGGACAGUGCAUGGAGAUGGUUCAGCAGGAUGAGGUGUGAUUGGAGGACAGCGCGGGCUGCAGAGAGACACGCUUUGAAAUGGGAUUGAUCCAGUCCUCCUUCCUUCACUUCCACAUGAAUACUGGACAGCCCAGGAUCACACUCACUGCACCCUCAACUCAGACCGUUACCUGGCACACCGGCCACGAUCUUCCUCACUCUUGUUGGAGACGGAGCUAUUGGCAGUGCCUACAGCUCUGAGCUCAGGCAAUUUGAACAUUGUUUUUGUCGUUAACGAUCCUAAAGUGCUGCGGGGACUGAUCACAUUUUUGUCAACAUCCCUGGCCCCACCUCUUCUGCCACAAACGUCAACAUGGUGGUGUCUGCUGGCCCUUGGUCCAGUGAGGAGGCAGAGAUGAACAUUCUAGAAAUCAACAAGAAAUCGCGCCCCCAGCUGGCAGAGAACAAACAGCAGUUCAGAAACCUCAAACAGAAAUUUCUUGUAACUCAACUGGCCUACUUCCUGGCCAAGCAGCAGAAUAAUUACGAGUAUGAAGACUGCAAAGACCUCCUCAAAUCUAUGCUGAGGGAUGAGCGGCUGUUCAAGGAAGAGAAGCUUGCAGAGCAGCUCGGGCAAGCUGAGGAGCUCAGGCAAUAUAAAGUCCUGGUUCACUCUCAGGAACGAGAGCUUACCCGAUUAAGGGAGAAGUUACAGGAAGGGAGAGAUGCCUCCCACUCAUUGAAACAGCAUCUCCAGGCCCUCCUCACUCCGCAUGAGCCGGACAACUCCCAGGGACGGGACCUCCGAGAAGAGCUGGCUGAGGGAUGUAGGCUGGCACAGCACCUCGUCCAAAAGCUCAGUCCAGAAAAUGACGAAGAUGAGGAUGAAGAUGUUAAAGUUGAGGAGGCUGAGAAAGUACAGGAAUUAUGUGCUCCCAGGGAGGUGCAGAAGGCUGAAGAAAAGGAAGUCCCUGAGGACUCACUGGAGGAAUGUGUCGUCACUUGUUCAAAUAGCCACGGCCCUUGUGAGUCCAACCAGCCUCACGGGAACACCAAAAUCAUAUUUGAGGAAGACCAAGUCGACUCAACUCUAGUUGUAGACAGUGAAUCCUCUGAUGAUGAAUGGCAAGAUGCUGUAAACCUUCUCCCAGUCCCUGGCCCCACCUCUUCUGCCACAAACGUCAGCAUGGUGGUGUCUGCUGGCCCUUGGUCCAGUGAGGAGGCAGAGAUGAACAUUCUAGAAAUCAACAGGAAAUCGCGCCCCCAGCUGGCAGAGCACAAACAGCAGUUCAGAAACCUCAAACAGAAAUUUCUUGUAACUCAACUGGCCUACUUCCUGGCCAACCGGCAGAAUAAUUACGAGUAUGAAGACUGCAAAGACCUCCUCAAAUCUAUGCUGAGGGAUGAGCGGCUGUUCAAGGAAGAGAAGCUUGCAGAGCAGCUCGGGCAAGCUGAGGAGCUCAGGCAACAUAAAAUCCUGGUUCACUCUCAUGAACGAGAGCUUACCCGAUUAAGGGAGAAGUUACAGGAAGGGAGAGAUGCCUCCCGCUCAUUGAAACAGCAUCUCCACGCCCUCCUCACUCCGGAUGAGCCAGACAACUCCCAGAGACGGGACCUCCGAGAACAGCUGGCUGAGGGAUGUAGGCUGGCACAGCGCCUCGUCCAAAAGCUCAGCCCAGAAAAUGACGAAGAUGAGGAUGAAGACGUUAAAGUUGAGGAGGCUGAGAAAGUGCAGGAAUUAUGUGCCCCCAGGGAGGUGCAGAAGGCUGAAGAAAAGGAAGUCCCUGAGGACUCACUGGAGGAAUGUGUCGUCACUUGUUCAAAUAGCCACGGCCCUUGUGAGUCCAACCAGCCUCACGGGAACACCAAAAUCAUAUUUGAGGAAGACCAAGUCGACUCAACUCUAGUUGUAGACAGUGAAUCCUCUGAUGAUGAAUGGCAGGAUGCUGUAAACCUUCUCCCAGUCCCUGGCCCCACCUCUUCUGCCACAAACGUCAGCAUGGUGGUGUCUGCUGGCCCUUGGUCCAGUGAGGAGGCAGAGAUGAACAUUCUAGAAAUCAACAGGAAAUCACGCCCCCAGCUGGCAGAGCACAAACAGCAGUUCAGAAACCUCAAACAGAAAUUUCUUGUAACUCAACUGGCCUACUUCCUGGCCAACCGGCAGAAUAAUUACGAGUAUGAAGACUGCAAAGACCUCCUCAAAUCUAUGCUGAGGGAUGAGCGGCUGUUCAAGGAAGAGAAGCUUGCAGAGCAGCUCGGGCAAGCUGAGGAGCUCAGGCAAUAUAAAAUCCUGGUUCACUCUCAUGAACGAGAGCUUACCCGAUUAAGGGAGAAGUUACAGGAAGGGAGAGAUGCCUCCCGCUCAUUGAAACAGCAUCUCCAGGCCCUCCUCACUCUGGAUGAGCCGGACAACUCCCAGGGACGGGACCUCCGAGAAGAGCUGGCUGAGGGAUGUAGGCUGGCACAGCACCUCGUCCAAAAGCUCAGUCCAGAAAAUGACGAAGAUGAGGAUGAAGAUGUUGAAGUUGAGGAGGCUGAGAAAGUGCAGGAAUUAUGUACCCCCAGGGAGGUGCAGAAGCCUGAAGAAAAGGAAGUCCCUGAGGACUCACUGGAGGAAUGUGUCGUCACUUGUUCAAAUAGCCACGGCCCUUGUGAGUCCAACCAGCCUCACAGGAACACCAAAAUCACAUUUGAGGCAAACCAGUUCGACUCAACUCUCAUUGACUCAUUCUCUCAUGAUGAAUGGUUGGAUGCUGUGUGCAUUAUCCCAGAAAAUGAAAGUGAUCAUGAAGAAGAGGAGGAAAAAGGGCCAGUGUCUCCCAGGAAUCUGCAGGAGUCUGAAGAGGAGGAAGCCCCCCAGGAGUCCUGGGAUGAAGAUGAUUCGACUCUCUCAAUUUCUCCUGACAUGUCUGCCUCAUACCAGUCUGACAGGAGCACCUUUCACUCAGUAGAGGAACAGCAAGUCGGCUUGGCUCUUGACAUAGGCAGACAUUGGUGUGAUCAAGUGAAAAAGGAGGACCAAGAGGCCACAGGUCCCAGGCUCAGCAGGGAGCUGCUGGAUGAGAAAGAGCCUGAAGUCUUGCAGGACUCACUGGAUAGAUUUUAUUCAACUCCUUGUGGGUAUCUUGAACUGCCUGACUUAUGCCAGCCCUACAGAAGUGCCUUUUACUCACUGGAGGAACAACACCUUGGCUUGGCUUUUGACGUGGACAGAAUUAAAAAGGACCAAGAAGAGGAAGAAGACCAAGGCCCACCAUGCCCCAGGCUCAGCAGAGAGCUGCUGGAGGUAGUAGAGCCUGAGGACUUGCAGGACUCACUGGAGAGAUGUUAUUCGACUCCUUCUAGUUAUCUAGAACUGCCUGAUUCAUGCCAGCCCUACGGAAGUUGCUUUUACUCAUUGGAGGAACAACACAUUGGCUUUUCUCUUGACGUGGAUGAAAUUGAAAAGUACCAAGAAGGGGAAGAAGAUCAAAACCUACCAUGCCCCAGGCUCGAUGGGGUGCUGAUGGAAGCAGAAGAGCCUGAAGUCUUGCAGGACUCACUGGAUAGAUGUUAUUCGACUACUUCAACUUACUUUGAACUACAUGCCUCAUUCCAGCACUACAGAAGUGCCUUUUACUCAUUUGAUGAACAACACAUCAGCUUGGCCCUUGACAUGGACAAUAGGUUUUUUACUUUGAUGGUGAUAAGGCACCACCUGGUCUUCCAGAUGGGAGUCAUAUUCCCACACUAAGUAGCCCUUACUAAGCUGAGAGAUGUCAUUGCUGCAGGCAGGACCUAUAGGCACAUGUAGGUUUGAAUGAAACUGUAGUUCCCUUUGGAAGCCCAGACAUAGGAUGGGAAAGUGGGUGUGGCUCUAUUCCUAUUCUGAGACCAUGCCAGUGGCCACCUGUGCUCAGUCUGAAGACAUUGGACCCAAGUUAGCUGUGACACGUUCACAUGACUAUGUAGCACAUGCCGGGAGUGAUCUGCCAGACAUUCUAAUUUGAACCAGAUAUCUCUGGGUAGCUACAAAAUUCCUCAGGGAUUUCAUUUUGCAGGCAUGUCUCUGAGCUUCUAUACCUGCUCAAGGUCAGUGUCAUCUUUGUGUUUAGCUCAUCCUAAGGUGUUACCCUGGUUUCAAUGAACCUAACCCCAUUCUUUGUAUCAUCAGCGUUGGUUUGUUUUAGCUGAUCCAUCUGUAACACAGGGGGGAUCCUUGGCUGAGGAUUGUAUUUCAGAACCACUGACUGCUCUUGACAAUUGUUACCCCACUAGGCUCCUUUGAGUAGAGAAGCCAUAGUCCUUCAGCCUCCAAUUGAUAUCAAUACUUAGGAAGACCACAGCUAGAUGGACAAACAGCAUUGAGAGGCCUUAGCCCUGCUCCUUUCAAUUCCAUCCUAUAAAGAACAGGAGUCAGGAGCCGCUGGCAAGAGAGCAUGUCACCCGGGACUCUGCCAGUGCAGAAUAUGAACAAUGCCAUGUUCUUGCAGAAAACACUUAGCCUGAGUUUCAUAGGAGGUAAUCACCAGACAACUGCAGAAUGUAGAGCGCUGAGCAGGACAACUGACCUGUCUCCUUCACACAGUCCACGUCACCACGAAUCACACAACAGAAAGGAGGAGGGAUAUUUUGGGUUCAAAAAAAGUAAAUGAUAAUGUAGCUACAUUUCUUUACUUAUUUUGAACCCCAAAUAUUUCCUCAUCUUUUUGUUGUUGUCAUUGAUUGUGGUGACAUGGACUUGUUUGCAGAGGACAGGUCAGCUGUCUGGCUCAAUGGUCUACAUUCUGAAGUUGUCUGAAAAUGUCUUCAUGAUUAAAUUCAGCCUAAACGUUUUGUCAAGUACACUGCAGAGUCAAUACUGUGAGUUUCCAACCUCAGCCCAUCUGUGGGCAGAGAAGGUCUAGUUUGUCUAUCAGCAUUAUCAUGAUAUCAGGACUGGUUAUUUGGUUAAGGAGGGGUCUAGGAGAUCUAUCCCUUUUAGAGACACCUUACUUAUAAUGAAGUAUUUGGGAGAGUGGUUUUUAAAAGUAUAAACGUCCUGUAUUCCAAUGAUCAUCCUCUAAACAUUUUAUCAUUUAUUAAUCAUCCCUGCCUGUGUCUAUUCUUAUAUUCAUAUCUCUACACUGGAAAUGUUCUGUCUCAAUUUUUACUGGGCCUUUGUUUUUGCUAGUGUCUAUUGUUCAAAAAAAACAUUCUCUGCCUGAGUUUUAAUUUUCCUCCAAAGUCAUUUUAAUCUAUACGAUUAAAAACUUUUGCCUAUCA